AUGUCGAUGUGGAGAUCCAUCCCGUCACCGGCUGUCAAGCGACGUGCAGAGACGAACCACGUCACGACGGUGCCGACGCAAGGUUCCAUCCGACCUUCCAUCCAGCGGAAUCCGCAAACCCUGUGCACACGGCACAGCGCACAGGGCCCCCUCACCUGGUUUAGCCCGCCGGUCGAGACGGUUGCUCGGGAUGUGGCCGCUGAGCAGAGCCCAGCUACGUGGAGCCACAGGUGAGAGUUGAGUGCCAGCAAGUGGACGCUAGGCGCAGUCUCACCUGCAAGCAAGUGAGCGACCACCACGACCAUUACGUGAACCCACCGCUGACACCCCUACACCCCCGUGGGUCAACUACCGUCGAGUGAACAACAGAAAGACGUGCAGGGCCAAGUUCAGUUGCACUGGCUCAUAGCCACCCUUACUUCCCCCUCCCCUGAAUAGUCCUUAAGACUGCCUGCAAUAUGAUUGGUUUUAGGCCACGCCACAUCCCCGCCCUCGGUGCCAUUCGUUAAUCGCUUUGUCAGCAUAAUUAUUUCGGCCUACGGCCUUUCUCGUUAUUUUUCAGAAGGAUUUCAAGACGCUGAAGUUUUCAAGUCCUCUUCUCGCAAGCACACUCUUUGUAACAUACUUCUGAAAAGUUGCAUAGGGUUAGAAAUUGCCAAACGACGUCGCUCAACUUUGCUGUUCCUGAUAGCUAAGUUGUUGGGCAGAUUAUUUUCCUACUCCACAUAUAUGUGUAUAUCGGCAACUUCUUUUUCCCGUACUUCGCAGUUGUUUUGUGUAUAUACAUACAAACACGUAUCCCACUUUUUGAAGUCCUUGUUUUGUCUUGCCCUGAUAUAGUGUUGAUUUGUUAACUUCAGUAAGUUUGCCUUGUCCUUCAUUCAGUUCUUGUCUCCCAUAAUAAUCACAUGGAAAUACUCGCCUUAAUCCUGCGUGGACUUCUGAGGUUCCGAGAGAGAGAGAGAGAGAGAGAGAGUGAUGUCGACUCUGAACUCAUAAUUCCUCUCUAUAAACAAUCUGAUACGCUUGAGACUAUCAGGGUGCGCUAAAAACCGUGGCUUGGAAGGUGGCCAAUGGAUGAUUCAACUCAGACCUCGCAGGUAACCCAGUGCGUGCCUGUGCGUGGAGUGGCUGACUGAUGGACUAUCAGUCAGACUGCGAUGAACCCUUCUUAAUGUGACCUCUAUGGCACUCUCACACAUGUGAGAUCCGAGCCACCUACCACAUUUGCGUGAAGUCCUGGUUGUGUGAGUAGCCAGGUCGUGUGCGUGGUGCGCGGAAGCGAGGUCUCUAGCUCCUUCAGCCAAUGCGUCCAGUUCCCGCAUCAGACAAAUGACCGGCUCGGACAGUGGGCCGAUACCUGGGAGUGGAAAGCGAGCGAGGGGGAUAGACAGCAAGAGAGGUCGAUGGUCCCAGCGCAUAUUCCUCCCAAUAAAAAAUCUGAAACUAAUGAACCUACCACGGUGCGAUAAAAGCCGUGGUUCGAAAGGCUACCAACUGAUGGGAUAACUCGAACCUUUCAGUCAACCCAGUGGAGUGGACGACUGGCGGACUGAGAGUCGAAUUGUUUCUUCUUAACGUGGCUCCUGCGGCAUCCCCACUCGGUGGGAUUUGAGAUAAUGUGGUAGCACACACUAGAUGUGCGCGUUUUCCCCACUUGCGUCCCCUCUUCCCCCCCUCCGGCCUUCUUGACUCUGUCUUGACAAGAUGGAGAAGAAGAGGGAGUGCAGCAGAUGCUACGCAAGUCCACUACCAUUAAAAACUAAUUCCCGCACAAGCCAUCGCCUCUGUACCCACCCUGCUGCGGAGCAUGCGACGGGCAUCGUCUGACUCCACGGUCGAAUGGCCAUAUCUGAUUGAGGAAAUUUAGAACACAAAUGAGGCAGAGACCUUAAUGUAUAUAACGGGGUUAUUUUGCUGGGGGAAUUUAUGUGACUUUCACCCUCCAGUGAGACGAAGCGCGGAAGUUCGGGGAAUAACCGCAAUCCUACGUCCGGUAUAAACAAAAAAUUAGGUAGUACGUAGCUAGGUUCUUUAUCACCUUGCUUCAGGUCGUUCCUAGUACCGUAACACAAACAUAUUCUUAAGUCGAGAAGUGAUGUCCUGUGCACAGCUUAUAUCGCAAGAGUCUACGUCUAAUGUGACCUUUCGUUCGAGAAAUGAUCGGAUAGUGAGUGAAGAUACCGUCGUUUGAAUACUUCCAAUCUAUGGACGUCCGCAGGGCGCAUUGGAUAUGUCUAACUUCUGCGUAGUCUUGGUUGUCCAGGCUGUCUUAACGAAGCCCACGCAUAAUCAUGGAAUGGUCUCCAAAUUGUUAUUACGACGAUUUCAGCGUUUCGGCGAUGGGUCGGGCGAAGUUCGAACAUGCUUGGUCAGUCCGAUGGUCAACUUCGUGUUUUCCUGGCCUAUUUAGGAGAGCAGUCUACCCAAGAACUUAACCGUUCGCUUUGACGUGACAAGCUAGGCUGGCCAUUAAUCUACCGCUCUUUAGGACUAUUUUUACAUUGGCACUUAGCUCAGUGGAUAACCGGUCGCAACAGACUCAUACUGCCACUAAUUUCAAAAUACCUGUUCGUCAGAUCCCGCAGCCUCUUAUUCUUUCUUUGUUUUGCUCGGAUCAGUUUCUUUAUUUUUCUUACAAAACCUGAUACAUGUCCGCGAGUCCAAGCCGUGUGCGACACACGCAGACCGGCUGGUUAACUUUGUCGGCCACUGUUCUCGAGUCCACCUCCGGUCGUCUUGAUUCUACCUUAUCCUCCGACCCAGGCGGAUGAGAGAGGAGGGAGUACGCCAGACGCUGCGCAAGUCGCCGUUCUGCGCCCAUCACGAUCUGGAGCGCACGGUGGACCUCAUCGUACACUACAGUCAAACUAUCGUUCACUUGAAGUGCUUACGAAUCAAAUUUCGCCUUCCGAUAUACCAGUGACACUUACCACCUAAUGUUUGUUGGUUUCCUUGUUUCUCGGUACGUUUAAAUUGUAGUAAAAUAACAGAGUAUUAGAUUUGCCGUUUAAUCCAGCUUUUUGCGGUACUCAACCGCUGAUUUGGCCUCAUGACAGUUCGACCGUCGCAUCCAACGAUGCCCACCGUGUGCUCCACAGCAAGGCGAAGCAGGUACGGUGACUUGCGCAUGAUUUGGUUUACAGUGAGUGUAGACCUGUGCGGAAUCUGCCGCACCCUCUCCUCAUCCCACCUGGACCCAAUGUCAAGAUAUAGUCUGGAAGACCGGGGGGAUGGCGCAGGUGGAUGGUGCGGCCGAGCCCACAUCUUGGCGCUCAAAUCCGCACCCCCUGGUUCACAACGAACAUUUGCCAGGGUUUUAACUAACAACAACAGCACCACAACCGGUCAGAAAGAGGGAGAGGAGGAGGAGGAGGAGGAGGAGGAGGAGGAGGAGGAGGAGGAGGACGACGACGACGACGACGACGACGACGACGACGACGACGACGACUGGAUGGCCAUGCUCACAACCUGUACACCCAGCUGGAGCGCAAGCUCAUCUACCGGCAGGGAACCAGCUGUCAAAUAA
Spirometra erinaceieuropaei is the source of this 3529-nucleotide messenger RNA. The record is from the annotation of a GenBank genome assembly. Lineage: Eukaryota; Metazoa; Platyhelminthes; Cestoda; Diphyllobothriidea; Diphyllobothriidae.